Messenger RNA from Peromyscus eremicus (cactus mouse), 2180 nucleotides. RefSeq names its product carbohydrate sulfotransferase 2 (gene Chst2). Gene Ontology annotation, molecular function: N-acetylglucosamine 6-O-sulfotransferase activity. Bases 1 to 1593 code for a protein of 530 amino acids. Gene Ontology annotation, cellular component: Golgi membrane. Lineage: Eukaryota; Metazoa; Chordata; Mammalia; Rodentia; Cricetidae. The record is from RefSeq and is a predicted model, not a curated record. The transcript has a single exon. Gene Ontology annotation, biological process: sulfur compound metabolic process; N-acetylglucosamine metabolic process; carbohydrate metabolic process.
AUGAGCCGCAGCUCGCCGCGAGCUCUGCCCCCGGGCGCGCUUCCCCGGCUGCUGCCGGCCGCGCCUGCAGCCGUGCAGCGGGCCCUGCUCCCGCCGUGGCCCCGGCGCGCAGGACGCCGCUGGCCUGCGUCCCCGCUCGGGAUGAAGGUGUUUCGCAGGAAGGCGCUGGUGCUGUGCGCGGGCUAUGCACUGCUGCUGGUGCUCACUAUGCUCAACCUCCUGGACUACAAGUGGCAUAAGGAGCCGCUGCAGCAGUGCAACCCCGACGGGCCUCUGGGUGCCGCGGCGGGGGCGACCGGAGGCGGUUGGGGACGGCCGGGGUCGCCUCCUGCAGCGCCACCCCGCGCUCACCCGCGUAUGGACCCCCGUACCCCAUACCGCCCUCCCGCAGCCGGCGUGGGGGCAGUUCCCGCAGCCGCGGUGGGGGCUGUAGGAGCUGCGGCCUCUCCAAGCAAUGGCACUCGAGGCACCAGGGGUGGAGGGGACAAGCGGCAGUUGGUGUAUGUGUUCACCACGUGGCGCUCCGGUUCCUCCUUCUUCGGCGAGCUCUUCAACCAGAACCCCGAGGUGUUCUUCCUCUACGAGCCCGUGUGGCACGUGUGGCAAAAACUGUACCCUGGGGACGCGGUUUCCCUGCAGGGGGCAGCGCGGGACAUGCUGAGCGCUCUCUACCGCUGCGAUCUUUCGGUUUUCCAACUGUAUAGCCCCGCCGGCAGUGGGGGGCGCAACCUCACCACUCUGGGCAUCUUUGGGGCAGCCACCAACAAGGUGGUGUGCUCCUCGCCUCUCUGUCCCGCCUACCGCAAGGAGGUCGUCGGGCUGGUGGACGACCGCGUGUGCAAGAAGUGCCCACCUCAACGCCUGGCACGCUUCGAGGAGGAGUGCCGCAAGUAUCGCACGCUGGUGAUCAAGGGCGUGCGCGUCUUCGAUGUGGCUGUGUUGGCACCGCUGCUUCGAGAUCCAGCCCUGGACCUCAAGGUCAUCCACUUGGUGCGUGAUCCUCGUGCGGUUGCCAGCUCCCGCAUCCGCUCGCGCCAUGGCCUCAUCCGGGAAAGCCUACAGGUGGUGCGAAGCCGGGAUCCGAGAGCCCACCGCAUGCCCUUCCUGGAGGCCGCUGGCCACAAGCUGGGUGCCAAGAAGGAGGGUAUAGGUGGGCCAGCAGACUACCAUGCUCUGGGUGCAAUGGAGGUCAUCUGCAACAGUAUGGCCAAAACGCUGCAGACAGCCUUGCAACCCCCUGACUGGCUGCAGGGACACUACUUAGUGGUGAGGUACGAGGAUCUGGUGGGAGACCCGGUUAAGACCCUACGGAGGGUGUACGACUUUGUGGGGCUGCUGGUGAGUCCCGAAAUGGAGCAGUUUGCCCUGAACAUGACCAGCGGUUCGGGCUCCUCCUCCAAGCCUUUCGUGGUGUCGGCUCGCAAUGCCACUCAGGCCGCCAACGCCUGGCGGACCGCGCUCACCUUCCAGCAGAUCAAACAGGUGGAGGAGUUUUGCUACCAGCCCAUGGCAGUGCUGGGCUAUGAGCGGGUCAACAGCCCUGAGGAGGUCAAAGACCUCAGCAAGACCCUGCUUCGGAAGCCCCGGCUUUGAGAGGGGUUCCCAAGAGAUCUGAGGCCCUCUGGAGACACCCACAAAGAGGAUGGUGUGUUUAAACAAACACAGCCCAGACCCAAGCUGAGGAAGCCCACAUAUUCUAUUAUAGAUAUAUAAUAUAAAUAACCACACAGGCACUUGCUGUCAACGUAUUGAGUCAGUGAAUUUCAAGGAACAGCCUCAACACACACACACACACACACACACACACACACACACACACACACACACAGAAAAGGCAAGACUUGAAAGUUCCGACAAAUUGCCCUGUCCUCCUGCCUCCUCUCCCUCUCCCCUUCUCAUCCUCUCUCCCUCCUCCCUUCCAUAUUGAAGUGGAAUGUUGAUAAAUCAAGUUCCAGUAACCCAAAUCUUGUUUACAAAUUUUUCGUGGUAUCUGUGAAUGUGUAAGAUUAAUUUGGACGUGGGGUGGGGUGGGUGGAGAAGGGGGAAGCGGUCCCAGAGCAAAAAGCCCCCACCGGGCUGGUAAACCCAAGGAGGCGUUCUUCAAAAGUAGACUUUUGUGUAAACAGCAAAGGUUACGUGUGAGUAUUAAUAAAGAAGAUAAUAAAUAAUAUUCUUUUUUA